Fusarium coffeatum is the source of this 1818-nucleotide messenger RNA. RefSeq lists its product as uncharacterized. The transcript is spliced from 2 exons. The coding region runs from base 1 to 1818 and encodes 605 amino acids. Gene Ontology annotation, cellular component: membrane. NCBI's taxonomy places the organism in Eukaryota, Fungi, Ascomycota, Sordariomycetes, Hypocreales, Nectriaceae. Gene Ontology annotation, biological process: metal ion transport; transmembrane transport. The record is from RefSeq and is a predicted model, not a curated record. Gene Ontology annotation, molecular function: cobalt ion binding; magnesium ion transmembrane transporter activity; cobalt ion transmembrane transporter activity.
AUGUCGACUUCAAGAGACUUCGCUAUCCCAGCGGAGCAGGACUCCUCAAUGGACAACGACAUAGAGCAAGAAGGCCGCCCGAGCCAGUCCUCUAAUACCAAUACCUCUGACGAGAAGGCCGAGCAACAUGUCCGCUAUAACCUCACCCUCAACACGCAGAAUCUCUCCCCACCCCCGGCCGAGCCUAUACGACCAGUACGAUCCGAUACCGAAAUACAUCGCGAGAUGAACUUUUCCCCGUCAAUAUUGCGUCGCCGAAUCAGUCGCGCUCCGACGUUUAAGACGGUCGACGACUUCGAUGAGUUCGAGACAUUUGGCGAUCGCCCCGGCUGGCAACCUGGUUCCGAGCCCGGUUAUGACCCUAAGCUCCCCGAUGGAGGACAUGCUUCCAUGCCUGCACUUCAAGCCCAAUGUGAAAUCUCCGUAAUUGACUUUUCACAAGACGGUAUGGUCAAGCGCCACUUCGAUAAUGCGAGUUUCAUAGCCUUCUUGGAUCAACCAAAGGAAGAAUGGGCAAGAUGUCGAUGGAUAAACGUCAAUGGGCUUAGCUGGGAUGUCAUUCAGGCUAUUGGCAACAAAAAGGGCCUGCAUAAGCUGGCGCUGGAGGAUUUGAUGCAGCUUCGAAACCGAACAAAGGCUGACUGGUACCCAAAUCAUGCCUUUAUCGUCUUGACUUUGCAAAAACUUGUCCACUUGGUCGACGAUGAGGACGACUCAACUGAUACGAGCAGUACAUACUCUUCAAAGACCCUUGGCGCGCUAAGAGGAUCUAUGAGGCAACUCUGGAAAAGCCGCCAGACGGCAGACACCGAGAAGAAUGUAUUUGAGAGUAACUUGCGGGCUCCGGACCUCACAUCGGAUCUGCAGGAAACAGGCAUGAUACGGACGUUGCAGCGAUAUCAUGCUUCUGGAAAUGAAGCACGAACAGAGUUCAUGGAAAGCCACUCCUCUCUCGCGCCUUACCAAAUGGCCGUGGCAGCAGAACAAGUCUCUAUCUUUUUGACGUCAGACAACACCGUUAUUUCCUUCUUCGAGGUCUCAGCCGGCGACAUCGAGCGGCCGAUCGUGACCCGUCUCAGUACCCCUGGCACAAUUCUUCGCGAGUCCAACGAUGCGUCUCUGUUGUGUCAAGGUAUAAUCGACGCCAUCAUUGAUCUCGCUAUCCCUUUGACGGCUAUCUAUACAGACAUUAUUUCAGAUAUCGAGUUGGACGUCCUCACAUCUCCGAAUAUCAGUCAGAGUAAAAAGCUCUACCUCUGCAUCAGCGAGAUCAACAAGAUGCUCAGUUUUCUGAACCCAAUUGACAAUGUGGUCAAUGUCCUUCGCGAUCACAAGACUUCCAUGACCCACGAGAAUGCCAUGCAGGUACUUGAGAACCCGUCGUCUGGUGUCAUAGUUACGCCCAUGACGCAUACCUAUCUUGGUGACGUUCUAGAUCACUGCAUAAUGAUUACAGAGGCUCUCCAGCAGCUCAAGCAAUCAUCCGAUAACCUGAUCAACUUGAUUUUCAACACUAUCGCAGCUCACCAAAACGAGUCAAUGAAGCAGCUUACUACAGUCACCAUUAUCUUCUUGCCAUUGACGUUCAUUACUGGGUUCUUUGGACAGAAUUUUGCUGAGGAGGGGUUUCCUGAAAUCCACCACGGCAUUUGGUAUUUCUGGGCUUGCGCUGUUCCAACCGUUGUGUUCACAAUCUUGAUUAUCUCGAGAGAGGCGAUCUACAAUUGGCUCAUUAAGCUUGUGCAGAGAAGACACAUCCUGACGUUGAGGAAAAAGAAGCAGAGGUCCAAGAACCAGAAGAUAAAGCUAAAGAUAUGA